Rotaria sordida is the source of this 282-nucleotide messenger RNA. NCBI's taxonomy places the organism in Eukaryota, Metazoa, Rotifera, Eurotatoria, Philodinida, Philodinidae. The record is from the annotation of a GenBank genome assembly.
AUGAAUAAUGAUGAUGAACAAGAAGUACCUGGCAAUGAUGAAGAUAACAUUGAUGAACCACCAAUUGAUCUUGAUAAUAAUUUAUGGUGUCGUUUAACAAUGGUAUUUCCUCCUACUCAACCUGAUCGUUUAAAAAAUAAUAUAUUAACAUAUAUAAAUAGAUUGAUUGAAACAUUUGAUGAAAAUGUUUAUAUGAAAAUUCAUCUUCAAUAUGAAUUUUGUCGAAUUUGUGCAUUAGAUGAUUAUCUUAGACAAAUUUUAUCACCAAAUUUUACUCAAUAA